GAUGUCUUAUGUCAAUUUGUAGUGUAUACACGAGUCACAAGAUAAUAAUUUAUUAUGGAUCCACGGCGGGCAAAAGCCCCACUGGAUGGGCCUGGGCCCCGCGGCGCGCCUGACUGUUACUACACCUCCCGGGUGCUAGACUCGACGUUCCGAUACGUGAAGUUCGUGCGAAAGCUGAGGGCUGAGGAGGAGGAGCAACGGAAGGGCAAAGAGAACAAGCUGAAGGAGUUCAAAGACCAGCAGUACAGCGAUUUCUUCGUCAGCUGCGAUCGCAAAUCUCUGCUGAACAAUGUGGCUCGCCGAGUUGAGUUAUGCAUGGAGUCCUACGAGAACGAUCUAGCAAAGAAAAGACAAAGCUUAAAAGACCUGUACGCCCGUGAAGAAGAAGAAAACAUCCGCAAGUUCGUGGAGCAAGUGCAAGCGGGAAGAGAAGAAAUGUGGCAGGCGAAGAAGGAGCGCUUGGCGUAUCUCAUCGCAAAGAGGAAGAAGGAACUAAAGGAGAAGUACAAGGAUACGCCUCUAUCUAAAUGUGUCCACGUGAUGCCUUGCCUCGUAAAACUUCGAGCGAUGGAAGCUCAGGACAUCCAGCUGUACCAGAUAAGGGAAAAGGCGGCGAAACGCGAGGCCGAGAAAGAACUUGACAAGAUGUGGUACGACGUCGCUAUGAAGGAGUCCGAUGCUUUGGCAGCUCGCAUGGAAUACGACGCCAUACAACGCGUACGCCGUGACAUGGAAUGCCACCAGUUCUCCAUGUACCAGAUAGAACAGAACAAAAUCAAACAGGCAGAGGAGAAGGAGAGGCUCAAGCAGGAGACCCUGUACUUCAAGGAGCUUUGUGACAAGGCUAUUAAGGACGAGGAGGAAGCGGAACGGCGUCGCGCAGAAGCUCGCCAUAAGACCGGCGAAGACCGAGCACUAGCAAUCGAAGAGCGAAAACUGACGCUGGAGAAACAAGCCCAUGAACAGCAGGUCAUACAGGACGCCUGGGCCUCCUUGAGCGAACAGGGGCUGGCGCAAGUCAAGGCUGAAGAGGAACUUAGGAGACGCAAGGAGCGUGAAUUAGACGAAUGUAAUCGCAAGAUGAUCGAGCUCCGUGACGACAUGCGCGCCUCCGAGUCAGCCAACGAGGACUACAUACGCGACGUGGCGGCGCACCACCAGAAGAUGGUCGACGAGAAGCGCUGCCAGUACCUCAGCUGGUCGCAGAAGACCAACAGGGAUGUGCGCAAAGCCAUGAUAGACCAGAUCCACGACCGCAAGGAAGCACGAGAACAGCUGAAGAAGAAACUCCUCGAACAAGACGAGUACCACCGCCAGGUGUUCAACCAGCUGUCUCAGCUCGCGGCACACAAGGACCUCACUGACGCCCAGGAGAGGAAGAAGCACCAAGAAAAUCUGUUGAAGCAGAUUGAAUACAAUAAACUUCUCAAGGAGCGAGCGUUGCAGGAAGAGCAAGAACAGCUAAAGAAAUGUCAGCGCGCGACCGAGGAGUACAACGAGGAGAUCGGCCGCAUGCUGUGCCGGCCGUUCUACAGCGAUAUGCAGCACCCGUUCCUGAGACAGAUGGCGGGCGGCCUGAAGAUGAGAGAGAAGUGCCCCUGCUCCAAACCGGACUACUGCGCCGUUCCGGAAAAAAAGCCCGUUUAAGGAAGAGUUGUCGUCGUGUCGUCUACGUGACAGAAUGGUCUGGAUGUCACGGCCAACGACCGGUAUAAAGGCCAGAGCACACCGGCUGCGUGUGCGUAGAUCAUUGACGUAUAUCUCAGGACUGACCUUACGGGCAAUAAGAAUUGGGCAUGAAUGGGGCCAGUACAACGGUGUGACACCGCUACAACGCGAUUGGUUUAUGAGUGUGCAUCACGCGCACAUUGAUCGCAACUAGUUGCGUUAGACUGCAUGAUGAUUAACUCGAAUUUGUGAAUAACACCGCUGAACUAGUACCAUUUUUAGUGCCCGUAAGGCCCGUCCUGAGAUAUACGUCGUAUACUAUACGUGCACGUAGGAUAGACGUGCACGUGCGUGUAUAGGUACGCUAAAGUGUUGGAUACACGUCACGCAAGCGGUGUGCCGUCUCUCAUAGGGAUCUGUUUAUUACAACGCGUACGUGCACGUCUAUUCACACGCAUCCGGUGUGCACCGGCCUUAAGUGAAAAACUUAGCUAAAGCCUCUUUUGUAUGUACCUAUAUAGACGUUCCAUAUUUGAAAUUUUAUUGACGUGUGUGGUGUAUAGGGUGUAGGCUGUAGACUUACCCCCUUAUUCAAUAAAACUUCACUUCCCUCAAUUAAGUAGUUAAUUAUUUAUGUUUUAUCCCUUUAAUUCUUACAAAUAGGUAUACUCAAAAUAACUAUCAAUUAUUAGCUAACUGAGGCUUGUAAACUUUAUGAAUAACGCUCUAAUUAUUAUUUUAAUAAGACGUUUGAUUAGGUAAUCCUGUCCCCUUAUAAUUUACUUUCAUAACAGUUAGUUUCAUAAUAGUUGUGAAAGUUAAUAUGCCUAAUUUAUAUAAAGCUUUUUAUAACUUGUACACAGCUAAGUACAUGCAAGUGGGGCUUUAGCCAAGUUUUUGACUGCGGUAAUUGUCCUAGAUAUAUGUGUUUAUUAGUAACCCUUUUUAGAACUUUUAUAAAAUCA
This is a messenger RNA of Cydia fagiglandana, 2633 nucleotides long. RefSeq names its product golgin subfamily A member 6-like protein 24. The transcript has 11 exons. The record is from RefSeq and is a predicted model, not a curated record. NCBI's taxonomy places the organism in Eukaryota, Metazoa, Arthropoda, Insecta, Lepidoptera, Tortricidae. The coding region runs from base 55 to 1647 and encodes 530 amino acids.